AUGAAGAAUGAGUUGAAUACUACAAAAAAUAAUAAGUCUAAUACUGGACUUUUGACUAAAGCAACUGAUGGACUGGCUAUUAGAAAUGUUGUUCAACGUUUAAGAUCACAUAAAGACUUUCUACAUAUUUAUUUGGACACAUUGUUUCUUCAUAAUCACCAUGCAGGAUAUGAAUUUCAUAAUGAACAGGUAGAAUUAUAUGCAGAAUACAAUUAUCCUAGAUUGAUAGAUUUUCUAUGCUCUAGCAAUUAUUAUUCACCGGAAGAGGCAUUUAAAAUAUGUGAGCAGAGGGAUUUAGUACCUGAGAUGGCAAUAGAUUUUGCUAAAGAACAAGUCGAUAAGAUACUUUGA
Molecule: messenger RNA, 351 nt
Organism: Entrophospora sp. SA101
Lineage: Eukaryota; Fungi; Glomeromycota; Glomeromycetes; Entrophosporales; Entrophosporaceae
Source: the annotation of a GenBank genome assembly